AUGCUUUUCAAAGUAAAUAAUCAAAAAGUGCAUCUGCUCCCCUUUUUUAAUGAACAAGACAAUUUUGGCAUUGCUAGCUAUCUCUGCAUCAUAGAUUCUGCUAAUGUGAUGAAAAAUGGCUUGGGAUGUCCUUCAUGCACCAACUCCAGUUCAAGCUUCACUUUACAUGGAUCUGCAGUAACAGAGGAGAAAUUGAACUUUCAAAAUCCUUUUAUUCUGCCGGAUCAACUGUGCAUCACUGUGCAUUUACGAGAAUUAUCAGACACAACUGAUUUCCUGUAUGAGCUUUGCCUACUAACAAAAAAUCAGAAACAGGUAACCAGACAUCAGAAACAAGCGUUAACAGUCAAAAAUGAUGCCCGUAUUGCAGAAUUUGUAUUUUCAAGGGAAAGUGGAAUCAAAUCUGGAAGUUGCGGAACUGAGAAAGCACUUGUCGACUCUACUUUAAGCAAAUGUAUUGUUUCGAAAAGUUACAAAUCAUGUAAUGGAAUGCUUUAUCAGUUAAGCGUUUUAUUAUCUAUCGCCUUUCAGCUAGUUACUACGGUGACCGAAUCAAUACGUGCAUUGUUGGAAAAGAAAAAGGACUUAGAGGAGAUACGCAAUUCACUGAAGACAAGAUCCUACACUUAG
Echinococcus granulosus is the source of this 630-nucleotide messenger RNA. RefSeq lists its product as hypothetical. NCBI's taxonomy places the organism in Eukaryota, Metazoa, Platyhelminthes, Cestoda, Cyclophyllidea, Taeniidae. The record is from RefSeq and is a predicted model, not a curated record. The coding region runs from base 1 to 630 and encodes 209 amino acids. The transcript has 6 exons.